Morus notabilis is the source of this 874-nucleotide messenger RNA. RefSeq lists its product as uncharacterized. NCBI's taxonomy places the organism in Eukaryota, Viridiplantae, Streptophyta, Magnoliopsida, Rosales, Moraceae. Bases 216 to 638 code for a protein of 140 amino acids. Gene Ontology annotation, cellular component: mitochondrion. The transcript has a single exon. The record is from RefSeq and is a predicted model, not a curated record.
CAAAUAAGGAACUUCACAAAGGUGGAAGAGUGGGACUACAAAUAAGGAACUUCACAGUUCACACGCUUAAAAAAAAAAAAAAAAAAAAAAAAAAAACUUCACACGCUUCACAAAACAAGCAGCUAGACAGUAGACCUUCACUGCUAAACCCCAUCAUCAGUAAAAACCAAAACCCUAACUUCACCCAUUUCAAAAUCAAACCUUGCUCAUCAUCAAUGGCGCUCCUCAGCGGCGGCAGAUUCCGUGAGCUCCUUAAGAAGUACGGCAAGGUCGCAUUGGGCGUCCACUUCUCCGUCUCCGCCGCCUCCAUCACCGGCCUCUACGUCGCCAUCAAGAACAACGUCGACGUCGAGUCCCUUCUCGACAAGUUGCACAUGGGCGGCGUUUCCUCCAAAGACCAGGCCGACGAUCAGGUCGUGUUCGAAGAGACGGUAAAUCGGCCGUCGGAAGAGGUCGUCGAGAAAGAGAAGACGAGGAAUCGGACGGCGGAGCUGGCGGCGUCGAGCGGCGGCGCUCUAGCCCUCGCCGUGCUCUGCAACAAGGCUUUGUUUCCGAUUAGGGUUCCGAUAACGGUGGCGCUCACGCCGCCGGUCGCCAGGUUCUUGGCCAGAAGGAAGAUCAUCAAAAACGGCGUAUGAGUAUGAUUUUUUUUUCUCUUCUUGUAAUUCUUUUUCCUUGUUUGUUCAAUAAAAAACAUCGAGAUAAAUAAAGGGCAAUUUUUUCUGUUGUUGUACGGAUUUUGUUACUGAUAUAUGGAAUUGAGCAUUACUUAUGCUUUAACUUUUAGCAUUAAUGGUUUCAUUAUUAUGCUGAGCUGAGAAAUUGGAUGGAUCAAGAGAUCUUCUUUUGUAUCUUAACAAGGAUUUCUUGUAAA